Messenger RNA from Westerdykella ornata, 1057 nucleotides. RefSeq names its product acyl-CoA N-acyltransferase. The coding region runs from base 230 to 1057 and encodes 275 amino acids. Gene Ontology annotation, molecular function: protein-N-terminal-alanine acetyltransferase activity; protein N-terminal-serine acetyltransferase activity. Gene Ontology annotation, cellular component: cytoplasm. The transcript has 3 exons. The record is from RefSeq and is a predicted model, not a curated record. NCBI's taxonomy places the organism in Eukaryota, Fungi, Ascomycota, Dothideomycetes, Pleosporales, Sporormiaceae.
CUACUGAAGACAACUUCAGCAAAAAGUAAAACAAGCAAAACGCGUGAUUGCGUCCGGAAGUUGAAGAGCUUAUUUAACGAAGGGAUCGAGAACCAGAGGAGCUGAGAAGCACGCAUACAUAUCUCCGACAGGACAGUCACAUCUGGGAUCAGGAGGAGGGGAAAACACGUAUACGAAACAGAGAUUCCGCCCGCAAUUUGCGCCUCCAGAAUCCCUCUCAACAACCAGCAUGACCACAAUGGCUACACCACAACCGGCGCCUACAUCUACAAUUUCCUCACCUCCACUUCCCAACCCGCUCCUCACACCCCCCGCACCCUCCCACCCCUCUCCCUCUCCCUCCAACAUCCCCUCCAACACAGUUCCCUCCCAAUGCACCCCCAACCUCAACCCCCUAGACCCCUCCCUCCCCUACCCACCCCCCAUCCUGCACACCACCAAACACCGCCUCCCCCUCCGCCCCAUGCACCCGCUCGACGCACCCAGCAUGGCCAUCGCCUGCGCCCCGGCAUCCAUCACAGAGUACAUGUCCCUCGCGUUUGCGCAUCCAUAUACACUGGCGCACGCGGAGCGCUGGAUCGAGAUGAAUCUGCGGGACAAGUUGCCGAAUUACGUUUUCACGAUUCCCGAGGAGGGAGUAGCAGAAGAUAUCAUCGGCGGCAUCGGCCUCAAGCGCGGCUCCGACGUCCACGCCCACACGGCCGAACUCGGGUACUGGCUCGCGGAACCGCACUGGCGGAAGGGCUACAUGACGGACGUGCUCGCCUCUUUUAUUGCUUGGGUCUUCGAUUGCGAUUCCCCUGCCGCGCAGGAGGAGAAGCGGCGGACCAAUGCGGAGGGGAUUUCGCGGCUGUGCGCUAUGGUGUUCAGCGGGAAUGAGGCGAGUAUGAAUGUGUUGAGGAAGUGUGGGUUUGUGCAGGAGGGCGUGUUGAGGGGGCAUGUGUGGAAGAAGGGGAGGGUGAUGGAUUUGCAUGUUUUUGGGUUGGGGAGGGGGGAGUGGUUGGAGAGACAGGGGAGGGAAAGGAGGGAAAGCAAGGUGAAGGGGGAAAGGAAGUAG